Molecule: messenger RNA, 948 nt
Organism: Caenorhabditis remanei
Lineage: Eukaryota; Metazoa; Nematoda; Chromadorea; Rhabditida; Rhabditidae
Exons: 7
Coding region: 1-948 (315 amino acids)
Molecular function (GO): protein binding
Source: RefSeq, a predicted model, not a curated record
AUGCUAAAACUACUCUUACCACUCAUAAUAGUCCCGAUAUUAUGGCCAUCUCUAUACGCUGAGCCUAUUGCAAGUUUUUUCGAUGGCCUGGAUAGUAGAAACGAAUGCAAAGCAAGAUUGGAUAGACGGCUCACUGGAUUUUCCGGACUCUUAUACUCCCAUUCAAAAUACGGACAAGAACCAUACAACACUAGUAGAAACUGUGUGCUUAUGCUGGUAGCCCCAAUUGGGUACAGUAUCCGAGUCAGAGCAAUUCAUUUCGAUGUUGCCAGUACGGAAAACGCGAGAAAUUGUGAAAAAGAUACUUUGCAUGUCUUUGAUCAUGAGACGACACUUGAUCCGGAAAGCUACGCACCUGCUCGCAUCGAUGACAUAACAUCGCCAGGUCCGAUCAUCGGAAACUGCGUAACCGGAGAAUUCUCAUGUGGCAAUGGAGAAUGCAUUCCCAUCGAAUCCGCCUGUGACCGUUUUGCUGACUGCUCAAACGGAGAAGACUUAAUCCACUCUCGUCAGAUGGCUGCCAAUUGCCAGAAUAUUGAACUGGACCCCUUGACAACUGUCAGUGGUGUUUUUGUCUUAUUGUUCUCGGCAACAAUCAUCCUGUCACUCUGUGGACUCAUCAUGUUCAUCUGCUGCCUUUGCAAGUGUCUCAAAAGCACAAUUCCAAUCAAAGGUGCUACCUCUCACACCACUACAACUACUACAACCGCAUCUGACUACAAACCAGAACCACCUCAGUUCUACCCACCAUCCCCACCAAAAAUGCCACCACCAUCGGCUGCAAGCAGUUACACUCCAAGAUUGCACCACUAUUUUGAGGGCCCGUUGGUACCAAGUGAGGCAAACGCUUUCCAUUCUGGCCGUCUCCAGAAUCACUACAGCGUCAACAGCGACAUCAACGGAGACUACACCUAUGUUCGAAACGAUGUUCACCGCAAUCUUCUCUAG